Molecule: messenger RNA, 737 nt
Organism: Magallana angulata
Lineage: Eukaryota; Metazoa; Mollusca; Bivalvia; Ostreida; Ostreidae
Exons: 3
Coding region: 1-708 (235 amino acids)
Source: RefSeq, a predicted model, not a curated record
AUGAUAUUUUUAAAGGUCCUCUUAAUGAGUAUGGGGAUUUUAAGAAAUAAUAUGGCCCAGCAAGUAUAUAAGAUAAGAACUCAAUAUCCGCUUUUUAUUUCAAAUUGUUCUGAGCAACAAGUUGAUAGUUUAUUACUUUGUGCUGCGUUUGGUCAAUUUACCAAGGAUGCCACAUUUUUCUUCCACACAGGCUUUUAUCACUGUCGCUGGAAUUGUACCUUUAUUUUCAAUUCUAGUGUGUCUGAUGGAAAUUAUGAAUGGCGAAAAUACGAGUUGGAAUGGACAAAAAAUGCAGCAUUUCAAAAAGCGCCUAAUGUCUCCUCCGUUUUAGCAAAUUCCUACGAAUUAUGGUCUCCACACUUUGCUACAGAUGGAUUGUUUCAAAGUGGAGGUAUCAGUAUAUUUCAUUCAGCAAAGGAAAAUUCUCCAUGGAUCAAGGUUGAUUUGCUAGAAUCAUUGACAGUUUUCUUUCUACGUGUAUUCAUGAGAAUGGACAGUGUAGGUAAAAGAUUCCAUGACGUUGCUGUGGAAGUGGCAAACAGUAGCAACUACGAACAGCGCGGAUUUUACAAAGGACCAGCGAUGACCAGUGAGGUAGUGGAGAUCCUUUGUGAAUACCCGACUAUCGCUCGUUAUGUUCGACUGAGAAUCAUCAAAGGGACUGACAAUUAUUUCAAUAUUGCAGAACUUGAAAUAUACACAAAUUAAGUUAUAUAUACUGUAUACAUGGAAGUAUU